UGAGAACAUCCUCUGAAUACGGGUGCUGAGCCAAGACGACCAUCGAUUGCAUCGAACACAGCUAUUAACUGGCUUUCCUGGCUCUCUUUACGACACGACGCCAAUGAACACACGUGUUUAUUUUGUAAGUUUUAUCCAUAUUUUAUCAACACAAUAUAAGUAUGGAGAAUAUCGUACAGAAAAAAAAUUCCAAAAAACCGUUAACUAAGAAUGACCUCGAGCUUCUUGACAAAAAUGAUCUUAUUGAUAGAAUAUUGCAGUUGGAUUCACAUAUUAUACAAUUAAAAAAUGUAAUCAAAAAAUCUGGUGAGAAUCGCAAAUCUGGUGCGUCACAAACAUCUGCAAAAUCUUUCAAUUUUUCCCAAAAAUCUAAGAGACAUAUCCUACUCAAGUUUUAUUAUCUUGGUUGGAAUUACAAAGGAUUUGUUGAACAAGAAGAUACGAUAAACACAGUAGAGCAUCAUAUUUUUGAAGCUCUCAAAAAAAGCUGCUUAAUUGAAAAUCGUGAAUCGUCUAAUUACCAUCGAUGUGGUCGAACUGACAAAGGGGUCAGUGCGCAUUCCCAAGUAAUAUCUUUAGAUGUUCGAAGCGUAUUAAAAACCGAUGAUCAGCACAAAGUUAACGACGAGUUACCAUACAGUAAAAUAUUAAAUAGAAUACUUCCUGACAGUAUAAAGUGUAUAGCAUGGGCAUCGGUGGGAUCAGAUUACUCAGCGAGAUUCGAUUGUAAACAUAGAACAUAUAAGUACUUUUUUCCUCGAGGAAAUUUGAAUAUCGAAGCUAUGAGAAAAGCAGCAAGUCUACUGAUAGGGCUUCAUGAUUUUCGAAACAUUUGUAAAAUGGAUGUAGCCAAUGGAGUAGUGAACUUCAAACGAACAAUUGUUGAUGCACAAAUUAUCUGUUCAAACAAUGAUCAAUCAAUAACUGCAGGCUAUGACAUGUGCUUCUUAAUCAUUAAAAGUAAAGCAUUCCUUUGGCAUCAAAUAAGAUGUAUCAUGGGAAUACUUUUUCUCGUAGGCCAAGGAAGAGAAAAAUCUGAUAUUUUUUCUCAUUUGUUAAAUGUUGAAAAGUGCCCACGUAAACCUCAGUAUAGUUUAGCUCAUGAAUUGCCCUUAAAUUUAUUUCACUGUGACUAUGAUGAUGUCGAUUGGUUCUACGAUGAUCAAGAAUUACAUGUUGUUAUCAAAAAAUUACAAGAAGAUUGGACAAUGAAUUCCAUAAAGAGUGCGAUGACGAGGAGUAUGCUUCAAAAUCUUGAAAAUCUUACCAAAAAUAAAAUCAGUUCAAAUAAUCAAAGUGAUUGCCUGAUUCUAGGCGUCCAUUCAAAAUGUUACCAGCCAUUGAUGAAGCGAAUUACUUGUGAAAGCCUCGAGAAUCGUAUCAAGCAUUUUGAGAAAAAACAAAGAAUCAAUAUUAAAAAUGUGUUAAAAGAAAAUGAAUAAGUCUAAGACAACGUUGCUGUUUAAUUUCGGUUGAAACGUAGACCUUACAGAUCAUAAUAGCUAUAAAGUUGAUCACAUAAAAAUGAUACGAGCAACUAUUAAGAAUACCUGUCCAUUGAUAGAAUGGAAUAACUGACGAUGAAUGGAUAGUUUUUAUUCAAGAACAUACGCAAUAUUAAGAAUGUCAUUUGUUUAAUAUGGAUCAACUGGAAAUUUUAAAACUUUAAAUUUCUAUCAAUAUCAAAACUGCAAAUAAUUUUCUAACCCAACUGCGCAUGAUCAGAAAUUGCUUACGUUCCGUUAGACUCCUAUUGGUUCUCUUUGAUAAGAUAUUUUCAUUAAACGCAUAAUAAAUGAUAAUGAUUGAA
Messenger RNA from Aphidius gifuensis, 1810 nucleotides. RefSeq names its product tRNA pseudouridine(38/39) synthase. Gene Ontology annotation, cellular component: nucleus; cytoplasm. The coding region runs from base 162 to 1442 and encodes 426 amino acids. NCBI's taxonomy places the organism in Eukaryota, Metazoa, Arthropoda, Insecta, Hymenoptera, Braconidae. The transcript has 6 exons. Gene Ontology annotation, biological process: mRNA pseudouridine synthesis; tRNA pseudouridine synthesis. Gene Ontology annotation, molecular function: pseudouridine synthase activity; RNA binding. The record is from RefSeq and is a predicted model, not a curated record.